UUCCAGGAUUAGCAUCAUGGGAAGGGAAAUCCAAUGGAUAUUGACAAUCGUGCCGUUCUGUUUGAUGGUAUAAGACGCCUACUGAGCGCCUGUGAGAUAUGAAUUUGGAAGUCCAGUUAUUCAUUGAACAGUUUGAACUCUCGGUGCGCUUAAGAAGUUCGAUUAUCGAUCCGUUAGUUCUUUGUUUCGAUUGGGAUUCUAGAGUCUAUAUAUCCGGCAUAUUAUCGAGGAUUGGUUUCGGUUCAUCAUAUUUUAUUUAUCCAUCCUUUUCAUAAAGUGUGGAAUAGACGUCUCUGUUUCUUUCCUUUGGGGUCGCUUUCCGCUUGGUUAUUUCUUGAAUUUCUUACUUCUUGUUGAGUCUUACGAAGCGCAGUUCUUAUUCAUCAUGGUUUCUUCGUCGUUUCUUUGGGCCAUCUUUGCUCUGGGAGCAACGGCUCUUCCGGCCCCUACCUAUACUUUUUCAUCCGGUGCUGCCCAUCCCGCCGAAAAACAAGUCAUAUCCGAAUACUUCGACAUGUUGGGUCAGAAAGUCCAAGCAGGAAGGAAAAUGUCUCAUGCUCCUGUGUGCAAUCUCAAUACCGCAGCUCAACCAGUUCUACAUCCAACACCUAUGCCCGAUCCAUCCACAGGUCUAAUCCUCAAGCACGUCGCCAUCGGUCGCGGAACUCAAAACUACACAUGCGGCACCAACGCAACAGCAGCACCCACCGCCGUCGGCGCAGUAGCAACCCUUUUCAACGCCUCUUGCGUAGCAGCAACCUAUCCUGAUCUCCUCGCCCUCCUCCCUAACGUCGCUCUCCAAUUCGAUCUCAACCUUGUUGCAUCCUCUACUCAAAAUCUCCAUCCCGCCGAUCUCAUGAUGAGCGGACAUCAUUUCUUCACCAAUUCCUCGACGCCAUUUUUCGACUUGAACACCAAGAAUUGGAAAUUAGGUCAAGGAGGAUUCGCAAAGAGCGACGCACUUGCUGCUCCGACCGGUGCAUCGGUGGGACAGAAUGGACAAGGCUUUGGAGCUGUCGCGUGGUUGAAAUUAGCAGCGAGAGAUGGGGCCACUGGGGGCUUGUCGGAGGUUUAUAGAGUCAAUACUGCGGGAGGAAACCCACCGACUACUUGUCAGGAUAAUCUAUCGAGUAGUUUCGAUGUGCAGUAUGCUGCUGAAUACUGGUUCUACGAGGAGGAAUAAAUAUCUAUCUAUAUCCCCAUCCAUCUACACAAACACACACGUACGCACACACACGCACGCAUACACAGAACAAAAUCUCAACUACACAUCACAACGAACGGAUGAAUCUACGGAGGGCCGAUCUAGAAAGAUGAAAAUCGGCGGACAUAAUGAAUUAUUUUCUUUACACUCAUUCAAUAUCACUGCAUAUGGGCGGCGUCCUGGUCUGCAUACCUAUUACUAUUUGAUUUGCUACGGUGGCUUUGGUACAUUUUUGGUUUCGAUAUCCCGCUGGAAAAAAGGAAGUCGUACAAUUCGAUUCGAUUUGACGGAACAGGUCAAGGAGCCUCAAGAAUAAUGAAAUAAAAUGAUUUUAAAAUCCGCUGUCUACUUCUUUCUUACUGACAUUGUUGAAACAAAAGGCUAUAUCGAAUG
Messenger RNA from Botrytis byssoidea, 1597 nucleotides. RefSeq lists its product as uncharacterized. The transcript has 3 exons. The coding region runs from base 386 to 1183 and encodes 265 amino acids. NCBI's taxonomy places the organism in Eukaryota, Fungi, Ascomycota, Leotiomycetes, Helotiales, Sclerotiniaceae. The record is from RefSeq and is a predicted model, not a curated record.